UACUAAUAAAGACGACACACACAUUUAUGGCAACAUUUCAAGAAGAAGAAGAAGGAGAACUAAUUAAUCUUCCACCACCACCACCACCACCACCACCUUCCUCCUCCACCGCCCACAAAUUUCCAAACCCUAAUUCCAAAAUCAGAAAAUUACAAACAUCAACAAAAUAAUAAUUAUAAAGGAAAGGAAAAAUGGGAAGGGGCUCGUUCUUUUCACCGAAGUCCAUAAGGCGCAGAUUGAAGAAGAAAUCGGCCGCGCCAUCUGCUUCCCGGCCACCUCCUCCGCCGUUCAGAGCGGCAAAUUCGCCUCCUCAGCAGUUAAACGAUGGAAAUACUGGCAAUAAUAAUAAUUUGAUUGUUGGGGCGGUUCCGAAAACGAAGAAGAAAGCUGGAGGUGCUCGAUUGUGGAUGAGAUUUGAUAGGUUUGGGAAUUCAGAGCUGAUGGAAUGUGAUAAAAGUGUGAUUAUUAAACGGGUUUCGAUUCCGGCUCGGGAUUUGAGGAUUCUUGGCCCUGUUUUUUCUCAUUCCUCCAACAUUCUUGCGAGAGAGAAAGCCAUGGUUGUCAGUUUGGAGUUCAUAAGGGCUAUAGUUACAGCUGAAGAAGUCCUGAUUUUGGAUCCUCUACGUCAAGAGGUCCUUCCAUUUGUGGAUCAGCUGAGGCAGCAAAUACCUCUUAAACAGUCAUUUAAUGUCGAAGGAGCGGGGCAUACAGAAGCUGUCGAAGGUUUGCAAUGUGAGCUUCCAUUUGAGUUUCAAGUUCUGGAGAUUGCAUUAGAGGUUGUAUGUAUCUAUUUGGACUCCAAUGUGGCAGACUUAGAGAGAGAUGCUUACCCUGUUUUAGAUGAACUUGCUAGAAAUGUUAGCACAAAGAAUCUUGAACACGUGAGAAGUUUGAAAAGCAAUCUUACACGCCUGCUUGCUCGUGUGCAAAAGGUAAGAGAUGAAAUUGAACAUUUGUUGGAUGAUAAUGAGGAUAUGGCAGACUUGUAUUUGACAAGGAAGUGGAACCAGAAUCAGCAAUCUGAGACUUUAUUAGGAGCUACAGAUACAAAUGGCAUGGUGGUUGCUACCUCCCAUCUCUCUCGCCUUAAUUCUAGUCGCAGCGGAAGUAUGGUUACUGGCAGCAAUUUGGAUGUAAAUGAUGUAGAGGAAUUGGAGAUGUUACUUGAAGCUUAUUUUAUGCAGUUGGAUGGAACACGUAACAAGAUUUUGUCCGUACGCGAGUAUAUCGACGACACAGAAGAUUACGUCAACAUCCAACUCGACAACCAGCGAAAUGAACUCAUUCAACUACAGCUGACACUAACAAUUGCAUCAUUUGCUAUAGCAAUGGAUACGUUGAUAGCUUCGUUUUUUGGCAUGAAUAUUCCGUGCCGAUUAUACGCAAUAGAUGGAAUUUUUGGCUACUUUGUUGGAGGCACUUCAGCAGCCUGUUUUUUGCUUUUCCUGCUUGUUCUAGGUUAUGCUAGAUGGAAGAAGUUGCUCGGUACAUGAAGUCGAAGCACAUUUUCGACAAAAGUGAUUCAUAGAAGUAAAUGCCAUAGUAGUCCCGGUAAAUUAAAGUUUUUGAAGUGUAUAUUAUAGAGAUUGACGCAUGUUAUCUACUAUUGAUGUCCUAUACAAGAAAUGUAUUCAAUGGAAUUUGUGGCAGAUGAGUCUGUACAUUUCAUCAGAUGCUAAUCUAUUGCAUAGUGCUAAAUAUAUGAUCUUUUAUUAAAAAAAUUAAA
Molecule: messenger RNA, 1726 nt
Organism: Mercurialis annua (annual mercury)
Lineage: Eukaryota; Viridiplantae; Streptophyta; Magnoliopsida; Malpighiales; Euphorbiaceae
Product: magnesium transporter MRS2-4
Exons: 4
Coding region: 192-1493 (433 amino acids)
Biological process (GO): magnesium ion transport
Molecular function (GO): magnesium ion transmembrane transporter activity
Source: RefSeq, a predicted model, not a curated record